Molecule: messenger RNA, 2376 nt
Organism: Lampris incognitus (smalleye Pacific opah)
Lineage: Eukaryota; Metazoa; Chordata; Actinopteri; Lampriformes; Lampridae
Product: leucine-rich repeat and fibronectin type-III domain-containing protein 2
Exons: 2
Coding region: 1-2376 (791 amino acids)
Cellular component (GO): cell surface; postsynaptic density membrane
Molecular function (GO): protein binding
Source: RefSeq, a predicted model, not a curated record
AUGGACAAAGUGGUCAUCAUUCUCCUGCUCCUGGGAACCGCAGUUAUGAUGGUCCAUGCAUGUCCAAAAUACUGUGUCUGCCAGAACCUCUCAGAGUCCCUUGGCACGCUUUGCCCCUCCAAAGGCCUGCUUUUUGUCCCUCCAGAUAUUGACCGACGAACCGUGGAGCUGCGGCUGGGCGGAAAUUUUAUCCUCAAGAUCACCACACAGGACUUUGCCAAUAUGACUGGUCUUGUGGAUCUCACCCUGUCCCGCAACACCAUUAGCACCAUCCAGCCUUUCUCCUUCAUUGAUCUCGAAACCCUCAGAUCCCUACAUCUUGACAGUAACCGGUUAACUGAGCUGGGUCCAGAUGACCUGCGGGGCCUCGUCAACCUCCAGCACUUGAUCCUUAACAACAAUCAACUAAACCAGAUCUCCAAAGCAGCCUUCGAUGACCUAUUGCUGACACUGGAGGACCUGGAUUUGUCAUACAACAACUUGCGCAGCGUGCCUUGGGAGGCCAUCCGCAAGAUGGUCAACCUCCAUCAAAUGAGUUUGGACCAUAACCUUAUUUUCUUUAUUGCUGAGGGGACUUUUACAGAUCUGGAUAAACUAGCACGCUUAGACCUCACCUCCAACCGUUUGCAGAAGCUUCCCCCGGACCCCAUCUUUGCCCGUUCCCAGAGCAGUGUGGUGAUGAGUACUCCCUAUGCCCCUCAGCUUUCCCUAAGCUUUGGGGGGAAUCCUUUGCACUGCAACUGUGAAGUGCUGUGGCUUCGCAGGUUGGACCGAGAGGAUGAUAUGGAAACCUGUGCUUCACCUUCCAGUCUGAAAGGGCGGUACUUUUGGUCAGUUCGUGAAGAGGAAUUUAUUUGUGAGCCCCCUCUGAUCACCCAACACACACACAAAUUACUAGUGCUGGAAGGCCAAACAGCCAGCCUGCGCUGCAAGGCCGUUGGCGAUCCAAUGCCAAUUGUACACUGGGUCGCUCCCGAUGACCGUUUGAUAAGCAAUUCUUCACGAGCAACAGUAUAUGAAAAUGGGACCCUGGACAUUACAAUCACCACAGCUAAGGAUUAUGGCACCUUUACUUGCAUCGCUGCCAAUGCUGCUGGGGAGUCUACUGCCUCCAUAGAGCUGUCUAUUAUUCAACUCCCCCACCUGAGUAAUGGAACAAACCGUACCACACAGUCCAAGUCAGGGCUCUCUGACAUCACCAGCUCUACCAAGAUCAGUAAGGGGGAGCCAAAGCCUCUGCCAGAGAAAGUGGUGUCUGUAUCAGAGGUGACAUCUGUCUCUGUUCUCAUCAAAUGGACUGUUAGCAAAUCAACCCCAAAGGUCAAAAUGUACCAACUUCAGUACAACUGCUCUGAAGAUGAAGUCCUCAUUUACAGAAUGAUUCCCAUGGCAAACAAAGCCUUCUUAGUUACUAAUCUGGUCCCAGGGAUGCAGUAUGACCUGUGCGUCCUGGCCAUCUGGGAUGACGCCACCACCACCCUCACUGCCACCAACAUUGUCGGCUGUGUCCAGUUUAUCACCAGGGACGACUACCCUCAGUGCCAGUCUCUCCACAGCGGCUUCCUGGGCAGCACCAUGAUUCUGGUAAUCGGUGGCAUUAUUGUGGCCACGCUGCUGGUGUUCAUAAUCAUCCUCAUGGUGCGCUACAAGGUGACCAGUGGCAUCCAAACGCACAAACUACCCACCGUUAGCAACACGUACUCGCAGACCAACGGCGGGCUGAACAGGCUCAACGGCGCUCCACCGCAGGUCAAACCAACCGUGGUUGUGAUGCGCGAGGAGAUGGUGGAAUUCAAAUGUGGCUCGCUCCAAAGCAGCGUCUCCUCCUCCUCCUCCUCCUCCAACUCGUUGGACAGCCGCAUCAGCAAAGGGGGCCGCGACCGCUACAGCCUGCAGGAGAGAGAAUGUAACACGCUCCCCAGCAGCAAGUUCAGGAGGCACGGGCCUAGCGCCAAAGCGCGGCCCAACUUGGACCACCUUUUAGGGGCCUUCGCCUCGCUGGAGCUGCGAGGUGUUGCAAAGGACAACCAGGGGGCGACUGCCUCCUCCUCCUCCACCACCACUUCAAAUGCGAUGAUGGUGGUGGCUGUGGCACCUCCAUCUGACAAAGAGCCCCUGCUCGGAAGGGCCGAAUCCACCACCAUGUUGGGACGUCUCCUCGGGUUUCCCCAAGAGGGUAAGCCCAAGAGGAGUCACUCCUUUGACAUGGGCCACGUGGGGGCCACACAAUGCCUCAGCAGCUACCCACGCAGGAUCAGUAAUAUCUGGACUAAGCGCAGCCUGUCUGUCAAUGGCAUGCUACUCCAGUAUGAUGACAGUGAGGAGGAAAAGCCCACUUUUGAGAGCUCUGAGUGGGUGAUGGAGAGCACGGUAUGA